Molecule: messenger RNA, 1232 nt
Organism: Carica papaya (papaya)
Lineage: Eukaryota; Viridiplantae; Streptophyta; Magnoliopsida; Brassicales; Caricaceae
Source: RefSeq, a predicted model, not a curated record
AUGGAAGAAGGACUGAAUUGUGCUGAAGAGGGACUGAGUGGCCCUAUGGUGGUAUUGGAUAAUACGGUGGAGGCACCAGAUUGUACUAUGGUAGUACCGAGUGAUGCGGUUGGGGCACCAGACCAUACUAUGGUGGUUCUGGAUGAUGGACUUAAAACAAUUGAAGGAAGGUGUGCUGGUGGUGUGUACAACAGAAUUGCACCGGGCACGUCGAUUCUUGUAAAUAAAUGCGUGGCAUUUGCAGUUGAGGAUGUUCACCAAUAUGCUUCAUUUUCUGAGAUGUUGGAAGCUGAGGGUUUAGCAAAAGUCCUUCCUGGAGUUGAAACUGUUGAGGAAGGUGUGCAAGUAUAUAGGAAGUUUUAUACUGAGGAGAAGGAAAGGUCCAAUGGUGUCAUUGCAAUCUGUGUUUCUAAAUUGGCGGCUCAGCCCUACAUCAUUUUGGCGAGCUUAUUGGCUGGAUUGAGUUAUGCAGGUAUACAAAGCCUUCUGGGUGUUGCACAUACUGCUGGAACAGUGUUCGAUGCUCUUCCCCCACCAAGAUCUACUCUUCUCUCAUCAUUCACUUUGCCAUAUAAAGCAAAUGUCAAAGGUGCAAGCUUGACACAUGGAGCAAGGGAGUUCACAAAGCAUGUUCAUAGGAGUAGUGACAAAUUUUGGGGUAUUGUAAGUGGAAACGAUUUGGAUAAAAAUAAGCAUGCAGUGGCUGUCAUAUAUUACUUGAUAGCUAAUUGUUGCUGGCUUAAUGUGCAUGUUGUUCAACCACAUGGAGCUGUGUUUGAAAUUAGGGUAGCUGAUGGUUAUGGUGCACGAUGGUCCAACAAUGGAACGAAGUUCAUAGGAUUUGUUGAGCCGUACGUGGAGGAUGGUCACUCAAGGGGAUGGAGGCACUAGAAUGACUUGCGGAAUAUCUUUUGCUGCAUUGGUCCUUACUUUGAUGCCUUCUUAUCGUAUGCCCACUCUUUUAACUUAUUCUCUUUCAUUAUCAUGAUACAAUGUACUUCUAAGUGAUUAGAUUGAGGAAAUUAGCAUUCCAUUAUAUUACGAUUCCGUGGAGCUCAGACCAUUUCCAAUUUAUAUUCUUGUUGUAUUAAGUGGGAUGUAUUCAUUGUGUUACUGCUAAGAUUUGAUUUUUGUUGGUUAGAGAUUAGUUGUACAAGUGGGUGCAUGUCUGUUUCCCCCCCUUGAUAGAUUGUGUGAGUACUAUUUUUAUGGUAAGAGAAUCAUGGUGGCAA